This is a messenger RNA of Heterobasidion irregulare TC 32-1, 909 nucleotides long. RefSeq names its product glycoside hydrolase family 28 protein. The coding region runs from base 1 to 909 and encodes 302 amino acids. The record is from RefSeq and is a predicted model, not a curated record. Gene Ontology annotation, molecular function: polygalacturonase activity. Lineage: Eukaryota; Fungi; Basidiomycota; Agaricomycetes; Russulales; Bondarzewiaceae. The transcript is spliced from 12 exons. Gene Ontology annotation, biological process: carbohydrate metabolic process.
AUGACGUUCGUGGUUCCCCAUAGCACAGACCACAGCGACGACGCAGCGGUCCUCAAUGCUGCAUUGGCUAACUACACGGCAAAUACGACGAUCCUGUUCAAAAAGGGCAUCACAUAUAACAUAUUUACUCCCGUAACGUUCCCGGUCUUGAAUAACGUCGAGGUGAGCAUCCAGGGGAAUUUAACGUACCCUAAUAAUAUCGCAACUAUCCAAGGAGGUAACAAUGUUACAUUGAAAGGCUCUACAGACCCCAACUGGGGUUGGGUAGAUGGACAUGGGCAAGCAUGGUGGGAUGCUAUGCAACAGACGAACAGACCUCACGGAUGGGCCUUCAGCAAGAUAAAAAAUGGCACUAUCAGAGAUAUGAAACUAUGGAAGCCCAUCGCGUGGAAUUUUGCUACGAGCGGCUCCUCUAACAUACACGCUUUCAACAACAAGAUCGUCGCCAAGUCGGACACUGAUUCGUUCCCUUUCAACACCGAUGGUUUCUCUGCCGGAGGAUCCGACCUUCUGUUCGAGAAUAAUGACAUAGUCAACGGCGACGACUGCCUGACAGUAGGCAAUGGUGCUAAGGACAUCAUUUUCCGAAACUCGUACUGUGAGGGCGGCCAUGGUCUCUCGAUUGGGUCCCUAGGCAAGGGCGGCCAAGUCGCAGACGUUCAAAAUGUCUUGAUCGAGAAUGUCUUCAUGAAAAACACACUGUAUGCUGCUCGUUUCAAGAGCUGGACUGGUGGCAAUGGUCUAGCACGCAACAUUACGUGGAAAAACAUUGUAUUCGACAAUGUGCCUUUCCCUGUGAGUGCUAUUCGCCUUGCAUUCCUUGGACCAGCUCCCAAUGUCACUGGCACGAACAACACACAUAUUCAAGACUUUUUGUUCGACAACUUCGUCGGCAGUAUCUUAGAGUAA